Molecule: messenger RNA, 4820 nt
Organism: Anguilla rostrata (American eel)
Lineage: Eukaryota; Metazoa; Chordata; Actinopteri; Anguilliformes; Anguillidae
Gene: znf711
Product: zinc finger protein 711
Exons: 9
Coding region: 1328-3634 (768 amino acids)
Biological process (GO): regulation of DNA-templated transcription
Cellular component (GO): nucleus
Molecular function (GO): DNA-binding transcription factor activity, RNA polymerase II-specific; RNA polymerase II cis-regulatory region sequence-specific DNA binding; metal ion binding
Source: RefSeq, a predicted model, not a curated record
CAAAAUCUCCUCAACCCUCAGUUGUCAUUCAAAACCUUCAAUUACAACAUGCAGCAUCUGGUAACAAUAUGUAGCCAAAACAGGCAUAUAUAGGACCAUAGAAACUAGAUGACGAAGAAUAUUAGACGAUACACAUCAUGAACCAUAUUCUCAGAGGCAUAACACUUGCACAACAGGCGUUCUAAUGAGACCAUUUAUGCAUUCCUAACAUUUAUCGUUAGUAGGUAAGGAGUAUGACCUCAAUAUUAAAGCCUUGCGGUAUUUACGUAGCUUGUGUACUUAAUUUGAUCCGUUUUUUUUCCAGUGGCAAGAGACAAAUGCUGCGGACCACAUAAAGUAUUUAAGGACGUAUAGAACAAUAGGCAUAGGCGAAGGUAGUGAAAUUGGUGACUUAGUGAAUUUCGAAUUUGGAGAAAUAUAACAGGUAAUAUUUGAAAAUAGUAAUGGUUUGUGGGAUAGUUCAAUAAUGACGAGGGGCAAGGUGAGUUUACACAUUUUUAAGAAUGAUCGGUUUCAAAUACAUAACAUCUAUACUCGCCUAACAUUACAUAUAUCAUCCAUGAAACAAGUAGUUAGAAAUGCACAAGCUAGCAAUAACAUUCCCUCCUUACCUCAGCAGGCUAUAGCUAACCAAUUUACAGUAACAUGUUCUUAGUGGUAAUUUUUUUUGGAUAGCUAAGAUAGCCAUCCAGUCUGGAUGAUUAACUAGCAAUUUUCUGUCCAUAAAAUACUGCUAACGAUAACGGGAUUGACAAUAACUAGCUACUGCUAAUUUUAGGUAAGCUAGUAACCCCGGGUACUAUAAGCGAUUCGCAAUCAAAAGAAAGUAUUUUUCCGACCAUUAACACAGCAGGUACCUCGUGAGUAUUGAGAGCCGUUCGACAGUCCUUUUUAUAGAAAAGUACAUUUGCGACCACAGACGCCCCGGCCUAUAUUGCCCUGCAGCAUCCAAUUUUAAACCCAGAAAAACACUACAGCUUUUCACUCGAGUGACGUAAAUAGACAGGGAUCUGCUGCGAAGGAGGCCGCGCGCGAUGUCUCCCCCUCCCUCCUCUACUGUCAGCAAGAAGCCUGAUUGGUCCAGGCCUGGAAAAGAGAGUUCGAGAAUCCAGAAUGUGCAGGCCGCGACGUCCCUACUGUGGGAAAAAAUAGCAAAACAGGCUGUGACAAAACUAAGAAAGGAGAAAACCUUCCCUGGACGGAAAAGGGAAUUCGAAAACAGGUUAUUUUGUCCCUGGACACAAGAAGAACACCUUAUUUUUUUAACCAUUUUAUGUUUUUGCCAGUACGUUGGAAUCAAAUGUGAAGUUUUAGGAAAUUAAAGACAAUGGACCAAGGUGGUGGGGUCUUGGAGCUACACUCACAGGAUCUGAAAAUGCCCCACACUAUGAUAAUGCAGGACUUUGUGGCGGGCAUGGGGGGCAUGGCCCACAUCGACGGAGACCACAUCGUGGUGUCGGUGCCCGAGGCCGUGCUGGUGUCGGACGUGGUGACGGACGAGGGCAUCACCCUGGAGCACGGCCUGGAGGCGGAGGUGGUGGAGGGGCCGGACGUGGGGCAGGAGGACGUGGUGACGGCCGAGUCGGUGCUGGGGGCGGAGGUGGCCAUCGAGGAGGCGCUGGGAGGCGACCACCACGUGCUGACGGCCGACCUGAUGGGGGAGUCGGACCAGGUCUUCGUGGCCGACCUCCUCUCCCACCAGCAGGAGGGCCACCUGGAGCACGAGAUGGUGACCGAGGAGGUGAUGGUGGCCAACGCCGAGGCGGAGACGGUCAUCCAGGCCCACGAGGGCAUGCCCGCCUCCACCGUCACGCUGAAGACCGAGGAGGACGAGGACGGCAAGAGCACCUCCGAGGACUACCUGAUGAUCUCCCUGGACGACGUCGGCGAGAAGCUGGACAUCGGCAACACCCCGCUGAAGAUCAGCACCGAGGUGACCCAGGGCGACGGCUCCAAGGAGGGCGGCUACGGCUCCGAGGUCAUCAAGGUGUACAUCUUCAAGGCGGAGGCCGACGACGACGUGGAGAUAGGUGGGACGGAGGUGGUGACGGAGAGCGACUUCCACAACGGCCAUGCGGUGCUGGAGCCGGGGAACGUGGGAAGGCUCUCCCGGGAGAAGAUGGUGUACAUGGCCGUGAAGGACUCCUGCCAGGGGGACGAGGAUAUCAACUGCGCGGAGAUGGCGGACGAGGUGUACAUGGAGGUGAUCGUGGGGGAGGAGGAGGCACCGCCGCCCGCCAUUCAGGAGUCGCAGCUGGAGGACCCCGCCGUCAACAAGACGUUUGUGCCUGUGGCCUGGGCGGCCGCGUACGGGAACAACCUGGACAGCAGGUUGGAGAACAAGAACGGCGCCGCCACCCAGUACCUGCAGAUCAGCGACAGCCUGAGCACCAGCAGGGCGCUCAAGCAGAAGGCCAAGAAGAAGAAGAAGGGAGAGACGCGGCAGUGCCAAACGGCUGUGAUAAUCGGGCCGGACGGGCAGCCCCUGACGGUCUACCCGUGCCACAUCUGCGGGAAGAAGUUCAAGUCGCGGGGCUUCCUGAAGCGCCACAUGAAGAACCACCCGGACCACAUGUUCAAGAAGAAGUACCAGUGCACCGACUGCGACUUCACCACCAACAAGAAGGUCAGCUUCCACAACCACCUGGAGGGCCACAAGCUGAUCAUCAAGAGCGAGAAGGUGCCGGAGUUCACCGAGUACACGCGGCGCUACCGCGAGGCCAGCCCGCUCAGCUCCAACAAGCUCAUCCUGCGCGACAAGGAGCCCAAGCUGCACAAGUGCAAGUACUGCGACUACGAGACGGCCGAGCAGGGCCUGCUCAACCGCCACCUGCUGGCCGUGCACAGCAAGAACUUCGCCCACGUGUGCGUGGAGUGCGCCAAGGGCUUCCGCCACCCGUCGGAGCUGAAGAAGCACAUGCGCACGCACACGGGCGAGAAGCCCUACCAGUGCCAGCACUGCGAGUUCCGCUGCGCCGACCAGUCCAACCUAAAGACUCACAUCAAGAGCAAGCACGGCACCGAGCUGCCCUUCAAGUGCGGCCACUGCCCGCAGGCCUUCGCCGACGACCGGGAGCUGCAGAAGCACAUGGAGAUCUUCCAGGGCCACAAGACGCACCAGUGCCCGCACUGCGAGCACAAGAGCACCAACUCCAGCGACCUGAAGCGCCACGUCAUCUCGGUGCACACCAAGGACUUCCCGCACAAGUGCGAGGUGUGCGAGAAGGGCUUCCACCGGCCCUCCGAGCUCAAGAAGCACUCAGAGACUCACAAGGGCAACAAGGUGCACCAGUGCCGGCACUGCGACUUCAAGAUCUCGGACCCGUUCACGCUCAGCCGCCACAUCCUGUCGGUCCACACCAAGGACCUGCCCUUCAAGUGCAAGCGCUGCCGGCGGGGCUUCCGCCACCAGAUCGAACUGAAGAAGCACAUGAAGACGCACAGCGGCCGCAAGGUCUACCAGUGCCAGUACUGCGAGUACAACACUACGGACGCCUCAGGUUUCAAGCGCCACGUCAUCUCCAUACACACCAAGGACUACCCGCACCGCUGCGACUACUGCAAGAAGGGCUUCCGCAGGCCCUCGGAGAAGAACCAGCACAUAAUGCGCCACCACAAAGACACCUUGAUGUAACCCCGUAGGGGGCGGGGCCUCGGGGACAGGGAACGUACCAUUUGAGGGGUUAUAAAUGAGUUUCAAUUACCCGUUCUCCUUAUCAGUGCUCAUCUGCCACCCCCGCCCUCCGAGAAGCGUGAGACGAGUCUUAAAAGAAAUCAUAGCAGUGGAAAGUACUAGACGGAGCGUUGCGGGUGGAGAUUAGGGAGGGGAGGGGUUUGUGGGAGAGGAGCGGGGCGUUGGGUGAGCAGUGGAGAGGAACGGUAUCACUCCAUUCUACAUGUAAUUCUUUUCUCCUUGAUUUGUUGCAAAAAACCUGUCACCUGUCAACAUUCAGGGGUUCAAAUGUUUUUUUUUUUUGUGUUUGUUUUUUUUUUUUUUUUUGAAUAACCCACUUUGGUAAAAUGCUGCAAGCAAAUAAUGUUCUCAGUGUUGGGAGAGAUGCUUAAGGCUUAAGGCACAUCUCAUACUAUCAAACAGAAGUCCUGCGCGUGUGACUUUCCCUCCUUCAUUAAACUACCUGAGUGUGGUGCGCUUCAUCCUCGGCAAAUAACACGUAUAUCCUUUUUUUUUUUUUUUUUUUAAACCAAAUAUCAAGCCUUCGUCUGCAUUUGUUUCUGCUGAUCAUUUCCUUUAAACCCAGUCUGGGCAGUGGAUUGAUUUAAGCUGUGGCCCACUGAUGUUGCAAAACUUGCUCUGAAAAAUGUUUACAUAUUCACCCUGCCCUAAUUUAGCUACCGCUGCAGGAAAAAAAGAGGAAAAAAAAAAAUCAGAUCACUAGAUUUUAGGCUUCUGUGUAACAUUGUCCCUGAACACGUCAUUGGAUUGUGUCAAAUGUUCUGUCAUUUUAAGUCUCCAACAUUUGAACUGGAAAAAUGAUUGAAUUAGUAAUUUCAGUGGUAAGGGUCAUAGAAUUAAAUUGUGAUUCACCUUGUGAUUGCCACUAUUUGAGUGUAUACAUGGUUACACGUAACUACCUGCCAGGCAAACAUGCGCACCCAUAUAGUCAAAUACUUUUGUUCACAAUCAUGCCUUACCUGUAAUUGUAAUUUCCAUGCACUGUAUUUAGUAAAAAUGUAAUCAAACUGAUUUAAUUUGUAAAAGUCUCUGUGAUGUAUCAGUACGUUGAGUGAUUCUCUGAAACCUUGUGUAUAUUUUAGUAAAGUGAACUCAUUUUCUCAAGUUCUCGAGAGGAAACAGGAAA